Chelmon rostratus (copperband butterflyfish) is the source of this 2987-nucleotide messenger RNA. It is a transcript of the gene cdk10, whose product is annotated as cyclin-dependent kinase 10. The record is from RefSeq and is a predicted model, not a curated record. Gene Ontology annotation, cellular component: nucleus. The coding region runs from base 144 to 1226 and encodes 360 amino acids. Lineage: Eukaryota; Metazoa; Chordata; Actinopteri; Chaetodontiformes; Chaetodontidae. The transcript is spliced from 13 exons. Gene Ontology annotation, biological process: protein phosphorylation; regulation of mitotic cell cycle. Gene Ontology annotation, molecular function: ATP binding; cyclin-dependent protein serine/threonine kinase activity.
GAAAGCACUUGGUUGGCCUCUUCGCGGACCGGAAGAGAACUGAACGGCGCUGGAUCGUGGUGUGAAGCUGCUGCUUGCUGAGAUAAAGCCAUAUCGGACGAUACUUGUGUCUUCUGAGGCUUGAAAGGACCUCAAAUGAAACAAUGGACGCCGUGGCAGAGGACGAACCGGACCCUAUAAAGCUCAAGUCCGUCAAGAACAAUAAAACAUUCACAGUGCCUCAGAAUGAUAGGUUUGGGAGCUGCAGAAGCGUCAGAGAGUUUGAGAAACUCAACCGCAUUGGAGAAGGAACUUACGGCAUUGUGUACCGAGCCCGAGACACCAAGUCAGAAGAGAUUGUAGCACUGAAGAAGGUCCGGAUGGACAAAGAGAAAGAUGGGAUCCCCAUCAGCAGCCUCAGAGAGAUCACCCUGCUGCUGAGGCUGAGGCAUCCCAACAUAGUGGAGCUGAAAGAAGUGGUCGUUGGCAGCCAGCUGGAGAGUCUGUUUCUGGUAAUGAGUUACUGCGAGCAGGACUUGUCCAGUCUGCUGGAAAACAUGCAGACACCGUUCUCUGAGGCGCAGGUAAAGUGUAUAAUUCUUCAGCUGUUAAGGGGCCUGGAGUAUCUCCACCACAACUUCAUUAUACACAGGGACCUGAAGGUGUCCAAUCUGCUGAUGACAGACAAAGGCUGCGUUAAGAUCGCUGAUUUUGGGUUGGCCAGGAUGUACGGCAUCCCCCAGCAGCCCAUGACGCCCAGAGUGGUGACACUGUGGUACAGAGCUCCAGAGCUCCUCCUAGGGACCAAGUCUCAGACUACAGCCCUGGACAUGUGGGCUGUAGGCUGCAUCCUGGCUGAGCUGCUGGCUCACAAACCUCUGCUGCCUGGAACCUCUGAGAUCCAGCAGGUGGACCUGAUAGUUCAGCUGCUGGGAACACCCAAUGAAAACAUCUGGCCGGGUUUCUCUCAGCUGCCCCUCAUCAGUCAGUACAGUCUGAGGAAGCAGCCGUACAACAACCUGAAGAAUAAAUUCACCUGGCUGUCUGAUGCUGGACACAGACUGCUCAACCUGCUCUUCAUGUACAACCCACAGCGCAGAGCUACUGCCAAAGAUUGUUUGGAGAGUUCCUACUUCAAAGAGAAACCUCUACCCUGUGAACCAGAGCUGAUGCCAACCUUCCCCCACCAUCGCAACAAGCGGGCCGCUCCUCCGGCAGAGAGCCACUCGAAACGGAGCAAAGUGUGAUGAAGGAGCCAGUGGUGAUGAGCUAUCUGACUGAAAAGACGGCCCUGUGGCGGUGACGCUCUCAGGAAUGUGCGGUCACAGGGUGGACGUUGGUUUCUGUUCACAUUGCAUGCAUGGAACGUGGAUCUGGAAUUUUCAGCAAAUCUACACCAGUUAGUUUCAACUCAGCUGAAGGCAACAAACACAUUGCUGGAAGUCUUACAUGGAGCUCUGCGCUGUUCAGUAUAAUGUUAGACAGGCUGUAACUGCACAUUCAUCAGUGUAGAUCCAGUGAUUUGCAGCUCCAUAGAAAUCUCUUCCGUUUCUGGAGUAUGUCUUAAUAUUCCUACUGCUGCCAAGGUCUGCACUCUAAGGUGGAGUUUAUGUGGACAAUGUUGACUUGACAAAUAUACUGAGGCAUUGUGUCCUUUGUUUUGAACAUUUGUCACAUUUUACAUGUGCUGUUCUGUCUUUGCUCUUCUGUGAUCAGCAACAUCAAAAUCGAAAAACUGUGAAGAGGCACGACAAGAAGGAUCUGAACUCAGUUACACUGAGCCUGUGAACAGACCUCUUAGGAGUUUUUAAACCAUACUGGCAAAAAUAGGUUUGAGUGCUACAAUCUGCCUGUACGAUUCAAACAGAUUGUGUUAAAAUAAAUGGAUCGGCAGCCUUGUUAAGCUCUCAGGUUUGAUCCUCACAACCGUCAGUAUGUGUCGAUGAGCAGCCGCGUGUCCUGCCAAAGUGUCCUUGAAGUAAAAUGCGGAACCCGUCAAUCUGCUCACUUAUUGUUAACAUAGUUGUUGAGGUUAUAGUUCGGUAUUUGGGAAAAAAAUGCUUAUUUGCUUUUCUGGAGAGUUCGAUGAGAGGCUUGAUAUCACUCAUGUAAAUAUGUAGCUGGAUUCAGUCUGUAUGAUAAGCUAAGCUAACGGGCUGCUGGCUGUAGCAUCAUAUUUACUGUGCAGACAUAAGAGUGGUAUCAAUUUUUUUUCAUCUAACUUUGGGCAAAAAGGUGACUAAGCAUAUUUCCCAAAGUGUCAGACAAUUCCUUCUAGAGCCUCAGCUUGAAUGUACAAAACGUACUGUAAAUGAACCGUGGCCUCAGUAAAAAUCACUGAGAAGUGGUAAACUGGUAGACUUGUUUGACACCUAGUCAAUAAAAUGUGACAGAUAUUUAUCUAGCCCACCGGUUCCCAACCUGGGGGUCGCCAAAACUUUGCGGGGGGGGGGUUGCAAGGCUUUCCUGAUUUUAAGUGGUGUCGGAAAACCUGUUUUAAAAAUGUAGAGUAGACCUGUAUCAGUAUUUCAAUCAUUUCUUUUUAGGAUUUUUUUUUUUUUUUGCAUUUCUGCUUUACUUAAGACUAGAACAGCGGCUCAGAGUCAGCAUGAAGAAUCUGUCAAAAAAGAAGCCUAUUAAGUGUGUGUGAUUGCUAAAAUUUAAGAUACAUAUAAUAAUACAUAAAAAAAUACAAGUUCCUGAAAAUCUCAGGAAAAUUCAUGCCAUAUUCACAGAAAUAAUCUGCUCAAAAUGAAUCCAAAUCACUCGUUUUACACAAACCUGCAGCCAUUCCGAUCCUGUUUGGGUUAAUUGUUAGCAGUUGUUCUGUACUCUUGUUGUCAUGUAUUAAUUAUAAGAUGAAAUAUUCAUAAAACAUGUCACUUGGUCAGGGGUCAUCAGUUUAUGCACAAGCUGAAAAGGAAAAAAGGUUUGGAACCACUGAUCUAGUGGGAUAGAUACUGAAAAUGUCACUGUAGAGCCUCCAGCUAUUGAGCAUAAUAAACAUG